AUGAAUUGUGCAGAAGAUUGCUCACUUCCUAAACCGGCAUCAUCUCCUCUUUUGACAAAUUCCGAAUACAGACAAACUCCAAUUCAUAUCAAAGAAGAAGAUGUAGGUUCGAAUUUAUUAAUGGCUAAAAAUGGAUUAGGUCAUAGGAUUAAACAAGAAAUAUUGGAUAAUUCUGUGGACCACACCGAAGUGAGAGACGAAGAUGGAAGUGGUGAUGCUGUACGAGAAGAAGACAUGCUUCUGGAUCAUUUCGAAGAAUCCGAUCCGGACGAAAGAAAUUCUAUUCCGUUUGACGAUUCGGAAAAAUCACGAGAAGUUUAA
Molecule: messenger RNA, 321 nt
Organism: Pediculus humanus corporis (human body louse)
Lineage: Eukaryota; Metazoa; Arthropoda; Insecta; Psocodea; Pediculidae
Exons: 2
Coding region: 1-321 (106 amino acids)
Source: RefSeq, a predicted model, not a curated record